AUGGAUGAAGAAGAAAAAGAAAAAUUAGUUAUACUAAAUAAAAUAAAUAAUAUUCUUGAAGAAAGAGUUUUAAUUUUAAAUAAGGUUAUUGAAGAUCAAAAUCAACUAAUUGAACAAGAUAAGAAUCAAUUACAGUUAAUUACUGAAGAAAUAGUAAAAAAUGAAGAAGAACUUUCUAUAAUAAAAGAAGAAAAGGAAAAGAAUACUAGUGAUUUGGAAAGUAUAGAAAGUGAAAUGAAGGAUUUACAAAGUGAAAUUGAUAAAGGUUUAGCAGAAAUUGAAAUAUUGGCUAGUCAAAUGAAUUCUCAAAAGCCAAAAGAUGAUGCAUUGAGUAUAAUAUAUUCUAUAUUAAAUCCUAUUGGUUCAAUUAUUGAAGAUAUUGUUUUUUUAUGUACAAACAGUAUUAAAGAAUUGGAGGGUAAAAUGAAUAAUUUGGCAAAUGAAUUAGGUAAAAAGGGCACAAACUAUUCAGAAUUUGAACAAAAAAAAAAUCAAAUUGAAAUGAAACUUAAUGAUGCCAAUUGUAAAAAUAUUUAUUUAAAUGAACAGAGAGGUAAUUUAGAAAUCAAACUUAAGGAAUUAGGAAUUCAAAAAACUAAAAAUGAAGAUUUUAAAUUGAAUUUACAAUUAUUAAAAUCAAAGUGUCUUAUACUAAUUGACGAAACUAAUCAAGGUAAAGAAUUAUUAGAUGCUGAUAUUAAUAUGGUUUUAGAAAUUCAAGAUAACUUAAAAUUAUUGUAUUCAAAAAAUGGUUUAAUCUUAUUAAUUUAA
Molecule: messenger RNA, 771 nt
Organism: Dictyostelium discoideum AX4
Lineage: Eukaryota; Evosea; Eumycetozoa; Dictyosteliales; Dictyosteliaceae
Exons: 1
Coding region: 1-771 (256 amino acids)
Source: RefSeq, a predicted model, not a curated record